AUAUGAUAUCGGUCUUUCUGUCAAAAUACCGAUUUGCAACUAAGCGAACCCUAUUUGAAAAAAAUAAAUUAUAAAUUUUGCACAAAAUUGUUUAUUAUUUUAUUAAAUAAUCAAGCAUUUAUUACAAAAUAAAAUGUGCGUUAUUGCAAGACAUAAGUUUCAAGUGCUUUCAUUGUAUCGCAUGCUCAUGCGGGAAUCAAAAAAGUUUCCGGCAUAUAAUUUUAGAAUGUACUUCAUGCGAAGGAUUCGUGAGCAAUUCCGAGAAAAUCAAUUUUUAAAAGAACCAGAGCAGAUUUCCCAACAAUUUAAAUAUGGAGAAGACACUUUACAACUUAUUCGCAGACAGGUAAUAAUUGGCCAUUUGUACGGUUGUGACAAACUUGCAGUAGAAAAAUAGAAAUAUGUAGUUGUUAAAAAUAAUAUCAAGAUUUGCAAAAAAGAAAAAAAUGUAGUUAUACUUUAGUAAGUAAUAAAUCUCAUUGAUUAAAAAUAAAGAAUAUAUUUUUGGAAAGUGAUGAACAAGAAUUGCGAAAUAAAGUAAAGAUAAAAGGUUCUUGAA
Molecule: messenger RNA, 559 nt
Organism: Episyrphus balteatus (marmalade hoverfly)
Lineage: Eukaryota; Metazoa; Arthropoda; Insecta; Diptera; Syrphidae
Gene: bcn92
Product: protein bcn92
Exons: 3
Coding region: 134-397 (87 amino acids)
Biological process (GO): iron-sulfur cluster assembly
Cellular component (GO): L-cysteine desulfurase complex; mitochondrion
Source: RefSeq, a predicted model, not a curated record